Punica granatum (pomegranate) is the source of this 660-nucleotide messenger RNA. NCBI's taxonomy places the organism in Eukaryota, Viridiplantae, Streptophyta, Magnoliopsida, Myrtales, Lythraceae. The record is from RefSeq and is a predicted model, not a curated record.
AUGACGGUUUCACCAACUACGCCGCCACGGCUCUUUCUAAGUGCUAAUGCUGACCGCCGACAGCAGAGCCCCAGUGUUGAACUCGAAGCUGAAAUGUCCAUUUCCAUUGGCCCCUUCAUCUUCUUCUUGGCUGGUCCCACAACUCAAUGCACAGAGAGACAGAGAGGGAGAUCAAAGGAAAUGGAUGGCACUGGGCUUGCCCUCAUAAUCUUCUGUAUGGCACUACUUUUUAUCAGAAUUGUCAUAUGCGAUUGCUUGGUCAGGACAGAAGAUGCUGAAGAUGCUGCUGCUGCUGCUGUGGCUUCUUUGGAUCCCUGUGAAGGGUCCAAAGGUGGUGCUUGGAGGACUGGAGAGGCAAAUGAUGCUGCUGCGGCCGGAGCUUCUUCGGAUCCUAGUGGAGGAACCAAAGAUGGCAACAUGGAGGUCAUGGGCAAACUGGGAGAAGCAAUAGUUGAGAUAGCCGCCAUCUCUGCUGAAGACCGUCAUGGCAGCAGUAUCACAGUUGGCUGCUGUUGUGGUGGUGGAGGCGGGGUCGGGGGCGGCGGUGGUUGUGGGGGUCCUGGCGGGCGUUGUGGUGGUGGUGGUUGUGGUGGUGGUGGUUGUGGUGGUGUUGGUGGCGGCGGCGGCGGCGGCGGUUGUGGCGGUGGCGGUGGUGGCUGA